GCUGUGUUACUGCAGCACGGUGUUGGUGUGAUGGAGGCGUUAUUUAGUCUUUUCGGCUUGGAAUGGUUGGACACACGGAGUAUUUUAAUAUUUUUCUUCGUGUUUUUGCUGCUGAGCGAUAUUUUACGGAACAGAAAACCGAAAAACUUUCCUCCUGGACCGCGGGCUCUUCCUUUUAUCGGAGAUCUUCAUCACAUCAGCCCUGCUAGACUUCACCUGCAGUUCACAGAGUUUGCAGAAAAAUAUGGAAACGUUUUCAGUCUCCAUCUGUUUGGGGGAAAAGCUGUGAUCGUUAACGGUUACAAACACGUGAAAGAGGCCCUUGUUGAAAAAGGAGAGGACUUUAUGGAUCGCCCCACCAUUCCACUGUUUUCUCAGAUUUUCAAGAACAAAGGUAUUGUGAUGUCAAACGGUAAUCCAUGGAAAGUCCAGAGGAGGUUCGCUCUUCAUACGCUGAGGAACUUUGGUCUGGGGAAGAAGACAAUGGAGCGAUACAUCCAGCAAGAGUGCCAGUAUCUCACUGAAGUUUUUGCCGAUCAACAAGGAAAGCCUUUCUCAGCCCAGGCGCUGAUCAACAACGCCGUGUCCAACAUCAUCUGCUGUUUGGUCUUCGGGAGUCGAUACGAAUACAAUGACAAGCAGUACCAGACCAUCCUUGAGAACUUGAAUGAGAUUUUGCGCUUACAGGAAGGUUUGUGGGUGCAGAUAUACAACGUGAUUCCCUCUGUGAUGAAGUGGCUACCUGGACCCCAAAAGAAAAUAUUUGUGCUUCUACAGAACAUAACUGACUUUAUAGAAAUCCGUAUCAAAGAGCACAAAGAAAACUUUGAUCCCUCAUCACCGAGAGACUACAUCGACUCCUUCCUGGCAGAAAUGGGAGACAAAGAGGACAAAGAUUCUGGUUUUGAUCUCUUCAACUUGAGUGCUUGCACUCUGGACCUGUUUUUUGCUGGGACAGAAACCACCACCACCACGUUGCACUGGGGGCUGCUGUACAUGAUCUACUAUCCUGACAUACAAGAGCAAGUCCAGGCUGAGAUAGACGCUGUGAUCGGUCCAUCCAGGCAACCCGCGGUGACCGACAGAGAGAACAUGCCCUACACUGACGCCGUCAUCCACGAGAUACAGAGGAAGGGAAACAUCAUUCCACUGAAUGUGGCCCGCAUGACGACCAAAGACACCACUCUGGAUAAAUACUCUAUUCCAAAGGGGACCAUGGUCUUGGCGACGCUUCACUCUGUUCUCCAUGAUGAGUCGGUGUGGGAGACGCCACACUCCUUCAACCCUCAGCACUUCCUGGACCAGGACGGUAAAUUUAGGAAGCGAGAAGCCUUCAUGCCUUUUUCUGCAGGUAAACGUGUGUGUCUCGGGGAGCAGCUGGCCAGGAUGGAGCUGUUCCUCUUCUUCACCUCCCUCCUCCAGAGGUUUAAGUUCUCACCUCCUCCAGGAGAGCAGCCCAGUCUGGAGUGCAUGAUGGCAGGAACCCGCAGUCCCAAACCUUACCGCCUCUGUGCCGUGCCACGUUAAACCAUCAAAAUAGACGGCAAUGACUUAAAAUAUUGCUAUUUUGGCAUAAAUCAAAAAUAUGUCUAAUGAAAUAUUUGCUGGUAGACACACAAUCAAGGCAUUUAAAGUCACUGAUGUUUGAGUGACUUACAUUUUUUUAUUUGUUUUUAAAGACUUUCAGAAUAAACUUUAACAUUGUUGGGUUUAUCUUAGCUCCAACUUACUGAAUAACCUGAAACAAGUAAUAUAUCUGCUGUUGUUGCUUGACUCUUGUGUUGUACACAAAUAAAUAAUCUUGAAAUCUUG
Molecule: messenger RNA, 1812 nt
Organism: Poecilia reticulata (guppy)
Lineage: Eukaryota; Metazoa; Chordata; Actinopteri; Cyprinodontiformes; Poeciliidae
Product: cytochrome P450 2J2
Biological process (GO): xenobiotic metabolic process
Cellular component (GO): cytoplasm; intracellular membrane-bounded organelle
Molecular function (GO): oxidoreductase activity, acting on paired donors, with incorporation or reduction of molecular oxygen, reduced flavin or flavoprotein as one donor, and incorporation of one atom of oxygen; iron ion binding; heme binding
Source: RefSeq, a predicted model, not a curated record